UUUACAUUUAAUCGUCCGACUGAGAGGUUCGCUUAGGAAGUAAAGCUAAAUUUAUUUCUAAAUACAACGAUAUUUGGUAUUAACACGUGCUUGAUAAUUUACUUAUAAAACGGUAUCCCCAUUUUUGAUUACAAACAGUACAUAAAUUGUUAGUGAAAAAAAAAACAAAAAAACAAAAACCAAACACAACAUUGCAAUUAAUAUUAUCAUUAAUUUAAUAAAAAUAUUCAAAUUAAAAAAAGAAAAACAAACAAGUAAUAACUGUUUAUAUCGGACGAAUAAAUAAUUAAACAUGAGCGGAAAGUGUAAUAGAAAACGUGGUCGUACUGAAGAGGAAUCAGCUGAGUUUGUGCCACUGAGUAAAAGAAUCAAUAAUCUUCAUAUCAAUAAUUUCUCAGGCCUACAAAAGAUUGCAGCAAAUAGUGAGAAGUCUCAAUCGGAAAAUUCGAAUAUUCCUUAUACAUCAAGUUAUAUAAAUCCAUUACCAAACAGCUCAGCCAUGGAUGAGAAUAGUGGAUCUUCUAGUUCAAGUAGUUACAUUAGCGAAUAUAGGCCUGAUCUCAGCGUAAGAGAUAAUCCAUUUUAUUAUGAAACUAAUAGAUUAUUGUUUUCAUUACAUAUGGCACGUAUGCAAAGAUCUGUUGCCUAUUAAUAAUCAUAAUUUUACAUACAUAUCCGUAUUACGUAUAUUAUUUUUUAUUUACAUUUAAAUCUCAUUCGUUUGGAAUAACUUUAUAAAGUAUUAGUAUAAUAACCGUAUUAUUCUACUAAGAAUUCAAUUUAAUCAGAUAUCAACAAUUUUUAAUAUGCAUUAAAUUACACAUUUUGUAUAAUAAAAUGGCUGCUCUGUGGUAAA
This is a messenger RNA of Polistes dominula (European paper wasp), 856 nucleotides long. RefSeq lists its product as uncharacterized. The record is from RefSeq and is a predicted model, not a curated record. NCBI's taxonomy places the organism in Eukaryota, Metazoa, Arthropoda, Insecta, Hymenoptera, Vespidae.